CACUCCCUCCCAGCCACCCGCCCGCUGCCGUGCCAGCCCCCAGGAUGGGUGCCCCAAGCGGGUGCCUGGUGCUGGCCUGGGUCCUCGCCGCCCUGCUCCUCGUGCAGAAGACAGAGACCCAGGGCAGCGUGGAGCCCAGCCAGGCCAGCACAGAGGCUGCCACGCACAGUUGGAGGGCGAACGUCGCUUGGAGCAUGACCGCCGUCCCGCCCAUCACCAUCUCGCCCACCAUAAGCUCCUGGAACCCCACGCACAACGGGCGCGUGUGUAGCACCUGGGGCGACUUCCACUACAAGACCUUCGACGGCGAUGUCUUCCGCUUUCCGGGCUUGUGCAACUACGUCUUCUCGGCGCACUGCGGCACCGCCUACGAGGACUUCAACAUCCAGCUGCGCCGCGGCCUGGCCGGCUCCAGGCCCACCAUCACCCACAUCAGCCUCAAGACGCAGGGGCUGGUGCUGGAGGCCUCCAACGGCUCCAUCCUCAUCAAUGGGCAGCGGGGGGAACUGCCCUACAGCCGCGCGGGCCUGCUGGUGGAGCAGAGCAGCGUCUACAUCAAGGUCACUGUCCGGCUGAUGCUGACUUUCAUGUGGAACAGAGAGGGCAGUGCCCUGCUGGAGCUGGACCCCAAGUACACCAACCAGACGUGUGGUCUGUGCGGGGACUUCAACGGGCUCCCGGCGGUCCAAGAGUUCUACUCCCAUAACGCCAGGCUGACCCCUCUGCAGUUCGGGAAUCUACAGAAGCUGGACGGGCCCACAGAGCAGUGCCGGGACCCCCUGCCUUCCCCGGGCAGCAACUGCACAGACGGGGAGGGCAUCUGCCGCCGCACCCUGUUCGGCCGGGCCUUUGCGGGGUGCAACAAGCUGGUGGACCCUGCCGCGUACGUGGCCGCCUGCACCCAGGACCUGUGUCGCUGCCCCACCUGCCCUUGCGCCACCUUUGCAGAGUACUCCCGCCAGUGCGCCUACGCGGGGGGACAGCCCCAGAACUGGAGGGCCCCGGGCCUCUGCCCCCAGACCUGCCCCCUCAACAUGCAGCACCGCGAGUGCGGCUCGCCCUGCGCAGACACCUGCUCCAACCCCCAGCGCUCCCAGCUCUGCGAGGACCACUGCAUGGACGGCUGCUUCUGCCCCCCAGGCACGGUGCUGGAUGACGUCACCCACAGGGGCUGCCUGCCCCUGGAACAGUGCCCCUGCACCCAUGGCGGCCAUACCUAUGCCCCGGGGGCCUCCUUCACCACCAUCUGCAGCGCCUGCACCUGCUCCGCGGGGCUGUGGCAGUGCCGGAACCUUCCGUGCCCUGGCACCUGCUCUGUCCAGGGCGGGUCCCACAUCUCCACCUAUGACGAGAAGCUCUACGACGUGCACGGAGACUGCAGCUAUGUCCUGUCCAAGACGUGUGCAGGGAACAGAUUCAGCGUGCUGGCCGAGCUGCGCAGGUGUGGCCUGACGGACAACGAGAACUGCCUCAAAUCAGUGGCGCUCAGCAUGAACGGCGGGGACACGAUCAUCCAGAUCCAGGCCAACGGCGGAGUGUUCCUGAACUCCAUCUACACCCAGCUGCCUAUGUCAGCAGCCAAUAUCACGAUCUUCAGGCCCACCUCCUUCUUCAUCCUGGUGCACACGGGCCUCGGGCUGCAGCUGCAGGUGCAGCUGGUACCACUCAUGCAGCUGUUCCUCAGGCUGGAGCCCUCCUACCACGGACAAAUGUGCGGCCUGUGCGGGAACUUCAACCAGAACCAGGCCGAUGACUUCCGGACACUCAGCGGCGUGGUGGAGGGCACGGCCGCCGCCUUCGCCAACACCUGGAAGACCCAGGCCGCGUGCCCCAACGUCAAGAACAGCUUCGAGGACCCCUGCUCCCUCAGUGUGGAGAACGAGAACUACGCCCAGCACUGGUGCUCCCUGCUGACUGACCCGGCCGGAGCCUUCUCCCGCUGCCACUCUGUCCUCAACCCCGAGCCCUUCUACUCGAACUGCAUGUUCGACACGUGUAACUGUGAGAAGAGCGAGGACUGUCUGUGCGCGGCCCUAUCCUCCUAUGUGCACACCUGCGCCGCCAAGGGGGUGCUGCUCAGCGGCUGGAGGGACGGCGUGUGCACCAAGUAUGUGAGUAGCUGCCCCAAGUCCCAGCACUACAGCUAUGUGGCACACGGCUGCCAGCCCUCCUGCCGCGCUCUGAGCCAGGUGGACGUCACCUGCGGCAUCUCCUUCGUGCCGGUGGACGGAUGCAUCUGCCCCUCGGGUACCUUCCUGGACGACUCGGACUCCUGUGUGUCCGCCGACGCCUGCCCCUGCUACUUCCGUGGCUCUGUGGUGGCUCCGGGGGACGUGGUGCAUGACAACGGCGUGGUCUGCUCGUGUGCGGGUGGGAAGCUGAGUUGCCUGGGAGCGGCAGAGCAGAAGAGCUCAGGGUGUGUGGCCCCCAUGGUGUACCUGGACUGCAACAACGCCUCGGCGGGCAUGCCUGGGGCCGAGUGUCUCAGGAGCUGCCACACGCUGGACGUGGACUGUUUCAGCACCCACUGCGUGUCUGGCUGCGUCUGCCCCCCGGGGCUGGUGUCGGACGGGAGCGGGGGCUGCGUGGCCGCGGAGGACUGCCCCUGUCUGCACAAUGAGGCCACCUACAAGCCCGGGGACACCAUCAGGGUUGACUGUAACACCUGCACGUGCAGGAACCGCAGGUGGGAGUGUGGCCGCAAGCCCUGCCUGGGCACCUGCGUGGCCUACGGGGACGGCCACUUCAUCACCUUCGAUGGGGAGCGGUACAGCUUCGAGGGGAGCUGUGAGUACACGCUGGCCCAGGACUACUGUGAGGGCAACGGCACCGCCAAUGGCACCUUCCGCGUGGUCACCGAGAACGUCCCCUGCGGGACCACGGGCGUCACUUGCUCCAAGGCCAUCAAGCUGUUCCUGGAGAACUAUGAGCUGGUCUUGCAUGAGGGCACCUACAAGGUGGUGCAGCGGGGCCCAGGCGGGGACCUGCCCUAUAAGGUCCGAUACAUGGGCAUCUACCUGACCGUGGAGACUCACAGUGGCCUGGUGCUGUCCUGGGACCGGAAGACAAGCCUGUUCAUCCGACUGCAGCAGGACUACAAGGGCCGGGUCUGCGGGCUGUGUGGGAACUUUGACGACAAUGCCGUCAAUGACUUCACCACGCGGAGCCAGUCCGUGGUGAGCAGCGCCCUGGAGUUCGGCAACAGCUGGAAGUUCUCCCCAUCCUGCCCUGACGCCCUGGCCCCCAGGGACCCCUGCACCGCCAACCCGUACCGCAAGUCCUGGGCCCAGAAGCAGUGCAGUAUCAUCAACAGCGCCACCUUCGCCACCUGCCACGCCCACGUCGACCCCGCCAAGUACUACGAGGCCUGUGUAGGUGACGCGUGCGCCUGUGACUCGGGGGGUGAUUGUGAGUGUUUCUGCACGGCGGUGGCCGCCUACGCCCAGGCCUGCCACGACAUGGGCGUGUGCGUGUCCUGGCGGACCCCGGACAUCUGCCCCGUGUUCUGUGACUACUACAACCCCGAGGGCCGGUGUGAGUGGCACUACCAGCCGUGCGGGGCGCCCUGCAUGAGGACCUGCCGGAACCCGAGCGGCCGCUGUCUGCAUGACCUGCCGGGCCUGGAAGGCUGCUACCCGAAGUGCCCGCCCAGCGAGCCGUUCUUCAGUGAGGCCCAGAUGAAGUGCGUGGCCCAGUGCGGGUGCUAUGAUGAGGACGGGAACUACCACGAUGUGGGUAUGAGGGUCCCCACGGCAGAGAACUGCCAGAGCUGUGAAUGCAGUGCUGGCGGCCUCCAGUGCACGCACAGCCUUGCAGCCUGCACCUGCGUCUACAAGGGCAGGACCUACCAUUACGAGGACGUCAUCUACAACACAACCGACGGGCUCGGUGCCUGCUUGGUAGCCACCUGCGGACACAAUGGGACGAUCCUGCGCAGGGCUGUGGAAUGUCCUGGAACCCCGUCCAUAAACCCGCCCUUCACCUUCACCACCACCGUGGCCCCGCUCUCCUCGACAGGCUCAGUCCCCACCGUCUCCACCGUGGGCUCAGUCCCCACCGUCUCCACCGUGUGUGUGCAUGAGCUCUGCCUCUGGUCCGACUGGUUCGACGGCGGCCCCCCAGAGCCUGGCAUGGCAGGUGGGGACUUCGAGACAUUUGUGGACCUGAGGCAGAGGGGCUACCAGGUGUGCCUGGCCCCGGCGAGCAUCGAGUGCCGGGCACAGAAGCUCCCCGACACCCCGCUGCAGCAGCUGGGCCAGAAGGUGAAGUGCGAUGUGGCCCGGGGGCUGACCUGCCUCAACAGAGAGCAGAACCCCCCGCUCUGUCACAACUAUGAGCUGCGGGUCCUCUGCUGUGACUACCUGCCCUGCGGCACCUCCCCUGGGGCCACCACCUGGCAGCCACCGGCCAGGUCCCUGUCCACCCCCGCCACGCAGACCCCGCCAGCAGAGCCCACCACGACAGGAAGCCUGGCGCCAAGCAGCUCCCCGGCCUUGACCACAACCUCCUGCCGGCCCCGGUGUCAGUGGACAGAGUGGUUCGACGAGGACUACCCCAAGUCUGAGGAGGCUGGGGGGGACAUCGAGUCAUACGACAAGAUCAGGAGCGCGGGAGGGGCCAUGUGCGAGCAGCCUCUGGACAUAGAGUGCCAGGCUGAGAACUUCCCCGGCAGGAGCCCUGCAGAGCUGGGCCAGCGUGUGCUCUGUGACGCCAGCUUCGGCCUGGUGUGCAGGAACGAGGAGCAGGUGGGCCUGUUCAGGAUGUGCUACAACUACAGGAUCCGCGUGCUCUGCUGCAGCCAUGACCACUGCACGGAGCCCACCACCGGGCCACGGACGCAGACCACCGUGCAGAGAACCACAGGGGGCCCCUCCAGGGAGACCCUACCUAUCCAUACGACUUCCACAGUGAUGGGAGCCACAACAGGCACUGUGGCCACCAGCCCCCCGUCCAUCCCACCCAGAGAGACACGCACGACCACAGCAAGGACAUCGCUGCAAGCCCUGAGAACCACCACGCAGGGCACAACAGGCUGUCAGCCCCAGUGCGAGUGGACAGACUGGUUUGACGUGGACUUCCCAACCUCAGGGGUCGAGGGCGGGGACCUGGAGACCUUUGACAACAUCAGGGCUGCCGGGGGCAUGCUGUGCGAGGAGCCCCAGAAGAUCGAGUGCCGCGCAGAGAACUACCCUGAGGUCAGCAUCGACCAGAUCGGACAGGUGCUGAGCUGCAGCCUGCACGUGGGGCUGGUGUGCAAGAACCAGGACCAGAAGGGGCCUUUCAACAUGUGCUUCAACUACAACGUCCGUGUGUUCUGCUGCCACCCAACCCCACACUGCCCCAGCACUGGGGGCCCCACGUCGCCAACCACAGCAUCUGGCCAGACCCAUGCCUCCUCCCCUGGGACCACCCAGAUGCUUGCGACCCCUGCCAGGACCACAGAGAGGGUCUCCAGCCCCAGUCCCUCUGCCUCCCUGAGGACCCCAACGGCCACCACCAACCCCACCUCAUCCAGUGCACCCACCACGGUCCCCGUGGUGACCUCCAGCACGUGGAUCCCCCCAGGGUCCACGUCCAGCACGGCCACCCUCGGGACCACGCUGGUCUCCACAGUCCCGCCGCCCAGCUCCACCACGCACUCCCUGGCCACCUCGUCCUCCACGGGCUGCAGCCCACGGUGCACGUGGACAGACUGGUUCGACGAGGACUACCCCAUACCGGGCCUGGAUGGCGGGGACUUCGAGACCUUCUCGGUUCUCCGCUCAGCGGGGCACGACUUCUGCCAGCGCCCCCGGGACAUCCAGUGCCGAUCGGAAAAGGCGCCGGACGCGCGUCUGGAGGACUUGGGCCAGGUGGUCCAGUGCAACGUGAGCUUCGGGCUGGUGUGCCGCAACCGUGAGCAGCCGGGGCCCCUGCCCUACUGCCACAACUACCACGUGCGCGUGCUCUGCUGUGAGGACGCUGGCCACUGCACCAGCACCACGGCCACGGGGGCCACCACGCCGUCCCCAGGCACGCCCACCAUGGGGGCCACCACGCCAUCCCCAGCGACGCCCACCACGGGGGUCACCACGCUGUCCCCAGAGACGCCCACCACGGGGGCCACCAUGCCGUCCCCAGGGACGCCCACCACGGGGGCCACCACGCCAUCCCCAGCGACACCCACCACGGGGGCCACCACGCUGUCCCAAGGCACGCCCACCACGGGGGCCACCACGCUGUCCCCAGGCACGCCCACCAUGGGGGCCACCACGUCGUCCCCAGCGACGCCCACCACGGGGGCCACCAUGCCGUCCCCAGGCACGCCCACCAUGGGGGCCACCACGCCGUCCCCAGUGACACCCACCAGGGGGGCCACCACGCCGUCCCCAGUGACGCCCACCACGGGGGCCACCACGCCGUCCCCAGUGACGCCCACCACGGGGGCCACCACGCCGUCCCCAGGCACGCCCACCAUGGGGGCCACCACGCCGUCCCCAGGCACGCCCACCAUGGGGGCCACCACGCCGUCCCCAGUGACACCCACCAGGGGGGCCACCACGCCGUCCCCAGUGACGCCCACCACGGGGGCCACCACGCCGUCCCCAGUGACACCCACCGAGCGGGCCAACACGCCAUCCCCAGGCACGCCCACCACGGGGGCCACUACGCCGUCCCCAGCGACGCCCACCACGGGGGCCACCACGCCGUCCCCAGGCACGCCCACCACGGGGGCCACCACGCCGUCCUCAGCGACGCCCACCACGGGGGCCACCAUGCCGUCCCCAGGCACGCCCACCACGGGGGCCACUACGCCGUCCCCAGCGACGCCCACCACGGGGGCCACCACGCCGUCCCCAGGCACGCCCACCACGGGGGCCACCACGCCGUCCUCAGCGACGCCCACCACGGGGGCCACCAUGCCGUCCCCAGGCACGCCCACCACGGGGGCCACCAUGCCAUCCCCAGUGACACCCACCAAGCGGGCCAACACGCCAUCCCCAGGCACGCCCACCACGGGGGCCACCACGCCGUCCCCAGCGACACCCACCACGGGGGCCACCACGCCGUCCCCAGCGACGCCCACCACGGGGGCCACCACGCCAUCCCCAGUGACGCCCACCACGGGGGCCACCACACCGUCGCCAGCGACGCCCACCACGGGGGCCACCACGCCAUCCCCAGGCACACCCACCACGGGGGCCACCACGCCGUCCCCAGCGACACCCACCACGGGGGCCACCACGCCGUCCCCAGUGACACCCACCGAGCGGGCCAACACGCCAUCCCCAGCGACGCCCACCACGGGGGCCACCACGCCGUCCCCAGCGACGCCCACCACGGGGGCCACCACACCGUCCUCAGCGACGUCCACCACGGGGGCCACCAUGCUGUCCCCAGGCACGCCCACCACAGGGGCCACCAUGCCAUCCCCAGUGACACCCACCAAGCGGGCCAACAUGCCAUCCCCAGGCACGCCCACCAAGGGGGCCACCACGCCGUCCCCAGUGAUGCCCACCACGGGGGCCACCACACUGUCCCCAGCUACGCCCACCACGGGGGCCACCAUGCCGUCCCCAGCGACACCCACCACGGGGGCCACCACGCCGUCCCCAGGCACGCCCACCACGGGGGCCACCACGCCGUCCCCAGCGACGCCCACCACGGGGGCCACCACGCCGUCCCCAGCGACGCCCACCACGGGGGCCACCACGCCGUCCCCAGCGACGCCCACCACGGGGGCCACCACGCCAUCCCCAGUGACGCCCACCACUAGGGCCACCACACCAUUCCACUCCGUGCCCAUCAUCCAGGUCUCCACGGCCUCCACACUCAGCCCCCACAGCAGUGAAUCCGCACUCUGGCACCCCGAGACCUCGCCCGGACUCCCCAGUGCCGUGCCCAGCACAGUCCUGGCCACCUCCAGCACAGGGCCCAGCCCCAGAGCCUCCCUAUCACCCCCCACGCCCGCAGCCACCAGCUCUCUGCCCGGCACCACCUUGGGUCUCUUUACGACCACCUCCAGGGCCAUGGAACCCACAGGCAAGAUCAAGACCUCCCUGCCUGUGACCUCCAGCCAGACACAGGCCCCCACGUCCCCCGUGGCCGGGUCCACGGCCUGUGAGCCCCGCUGUGCCUGGACAGACUGGCUAGACGAGAGCUACCCGGUGCCGGGGGCCUCUGGUGGGGACUUUGAGACCUACGCCAACCUCCGGGCCAUGGGCAAAGCCAUCUGCAAGCAGCCGCUGGAGCUGCAGUGCCGGGCAGAGGGGCGGCCAGAGACGCCUCUGCAGGAGCUGGGCCAGGUGGUGCGCUGCAGCCUGGAGGAUGGCCUGGUGUGCCGCAAUCAGGACCAGGCUGGCCUGUUCAAGAUGUGCCUCAACUACCACAUCCGCGUGCUCUGCUGUGAGGACUACAGCCACUGCCCCAGCACCCUGGCCACCACGGUGGUCAGCUCGCAGGGCACCAGCCCGGGUCUGACCCUCAUGCCGGCCACCAGCACAAUGGCCUCCAGUUCUACGGCCCCCAGCACUGGCCAGACUGCGGCCACCUCCACGUGCCAGCCCACCUGCCACUGGACCACCUGGCUGGACAGUGACCAGCCCCUGCCCGGCCGCUACGGGGGUGACAUCGAGACCUACUACCACAUCCAGGAUGCUGGCAGCCAGCUCUGUGCGGAGCCUGAGGCCAUCGAGUGCCAGGCUGUGCUCUACCCGAACGUGCCCGUGGGGCGGCUGGGCCAGGACGUGAGGUGUGACGUGAACUACGGGCUCAUCUGUAGGAACAACUGGCAGAAGGGGGGCCGCACCUGCCUCAACUACCACAUCCGCGUGCUCUGCUGUGAGGACAAGAGCCCCUGUACCAGUUCCCCGGCCACGGAGCCCACCAGCACCAGCACUCGACAAAGGUCAUCGGGGGUCACUGGGCUGCAGGCCACGACCACCCACCCCUCCUCCCCCGGGACCACCCUGGGGGUCACUAGCCCCACCUCCCAGACAGGACCCUCCUCCUCUGGGACCACCCUGAGGGUCACCAGCCCCACCUCCCAGACAGGCCCCUCCUCCCCCGGGACCACCCUGAGGGUCACGAGCCCCACCUCCCAGACAGGACCCUCUUCCCCGGGGACCACCCUGAGGGUCACUAGCCUCACCUCCCAGACAGGCCCCUCCUCCCCCGGGACCACCCUGAGGGUCACCAGCCCCACCUCCCAGCCAGGACCCUCCUCCCCCGGGACCACCCUGAGGGUCACGAGCCCCACCUCCCAGACAGGACCCUCCUCCCCCGGGACCACCCUGAGGGUCACCAGCCCCACCUCCCAGCCAGGACCCUCCUCCCCCGGGACCACCCUGAGGGUCACGAGCCCCACCUCCCAGACAGGACCCUCUUCCCCGGGGACCACCCUGGGGGUCACUAGCCUCACCUCCCAGACAGGCCCCUCCUCCCCUGGGACCACCCUGAGGGUCACAAGCCUCACCUCCCAGACAGGCCCCUCCUCCCCCGGGACCACCCUGGGGGUCACUAGCCUCACCUCCCAGACAGGCCCCUCCUCCCCCGGGACCACCCUGAGGGUCACUAGCCUCACCUCCCAGACAGGACCCUCUUCCCCGGGGACCACCCUGAGGGUCACGAGCCCCACCUCCCAGACAGGCCCCUCCUCCCCCGGGACCACCCUGAGGGUCACCAGCCCCACCUCCCAGCCAGGACCCUCUUCCCCGGGGACCACCCUGAGGGUCACCAGCCCCACCUCCCAGCCAGGACCCUCCUCCCCCGGGACCACCCUGAGGGUCACGAGCCCCACCUCCCAGACAGGACCCUCCUCCCCCGGGACCACCCUGAGGGUCACGAGCCACACCUCCCAGACAGGACCCUCUUCCCCGGGGACCACCCUGGGGGUCACCAGCCCCACCUCCCAGACAGGACCCUCCUCCCCCGGGACCACCCUGAGGGUCACGAGCCCCACCUCCCAGACAGGACCCUCGUCCCCCGGGACCACCCUGGGGGUCACCACCCCACCUCCCAGCCAGGACCCUCCUCCCCUGGGGACCACCCUGAGGGUCACUAGCCCCACCUCCCAGACAGGCCCCUCCUCCCCUGGGACCACGCUGAGGAUCACUAGCCCCACCUCCCAGCCAGGACCCUCCUCCCCUGGGACCACCCUGAGGGUCACUAGCCCCACCUCCCAGACAGGCCCCUCCUCCCCUGGGACCACCCUGAGGGUCACUAGCCCCACCUCCCAGACAGGCCCCUCCUCCCCUGGGACCACGCUGAGGAUCACUAGCCCCACCUCCCAGACAGGACCCCCCUCCCCUGGGACCACCCAGGGGGUCCCUGUCUCCACCACCCAGACACUUGCUACCCCUGCCAGGACCACAGAGAGGGUCUCCAGCCCCAGUCCCUCUGCCUCCAUGAGGACCCCGAUGGCCACCACCAAGCCCACCUCACCCAGUGCACCCACCACAGUCCCUGUGGUGACCUCUAGCACGUGGAUCCCCCCAGGGUCCACGCCCAGCACGGCCACCCUCGGGACCACGCUGGUCUCCACAGUCCCGCCGCCCAGCUCCACCAUGCACUCCCUGGCCACCUCAUCCUCCACGGGCUGCAGCCCACGGUGCACGUGGACAGACUGGUUCGACGAGGACUACCCCAUACCGGGCCUGGAUGGCGGGGACUUCGAGACCUUCUCGGUUUUCCGCUCAGCGGGGCACGACUUCUGCCAGCGCCCCCGGGACAUCCAGUGCCGAUCGGAAAAGGCGCCGGACGCGCGUCUGGAGGACUUGGGCCAGGUGGUCCAGUGCAACGUGAGCUUCGGGCUGGUGUGCCGCAACCGUGAGCAGCCGGGGCCCCUGCCCUACUGCCACAACUACCACGUGCGCGUGCUCUGCUGUGAGGACGCUGGCCACUGCACCAGCACCACGGCCACGGGAGCUACUACGCCAUCCCCAACGACGUCCACCACGGGGACCACCACGCCAUCCCCAGGCACGCCCACCACGGGGGCCACCACGCUGUCCCCAGCGACACCCACCACGGGGGUCACCACACCGUCCCCAGAGACGCCCACCACGGGGGCCACCACGCCGUCCCCUGGAACGCCCACCAUGGGGGCCACCACGCCAUCCCCAGCAACACCCACCACGGGGGCCACCACGCCAUUCCACUCCAUGCCCAUCAUCCAGGUCUCCACGGCCUCCACACUCAGCCCCCACAGCAGUGCGUCCACAUCCUGGCACCCCAAGACCUCGCCUGGACCCCCCAGUGCCGUGCCCAGCACAGUCCUGGCCACCUCCAGCACAGGGCCCAGCCCUAGAGCCUCCCUAUCACCCCCCACGCCCGCGGCCACCAGCUCUCCGCCCGGCACCACCUUGGGCCUCUCCACGGCCAUCUCCAGGGCCACGGCCACCCACACCUUGCCACCAGUGACAGUGACCACGGUGUCCACAUCUGUCUUCAGCACCACGGGGACCCCCGUGUCCCCCAGCUGGAACUUCACCACCCGCUGCCUCUGCCGGGCGUUCGGGCAGCUCUUCUCACCUGGGGACGUGGUCUACAAUAAGACAGACGGUGCGGGCUGCUCCUUCUAUGCCAUCUGCAACCAGCACUGCGACAUUGACCGCUUCCAGGACACCUGCCCCACCUCUUCGCCCCCAGAGUCCUCUUCGGCCCCCAUGACCUCGCCCUCCCAGUCUCAGGGCUGCAACCUCAUCGUCCCUCCCCGAAAGGUGAACGAGUCCUGGACCCUGUCGGACUGCACGGUGGCUCGGUGUGAGGGCCACAACCGUAUGGUCCUGCUGGGGCGGAAGCCAGUGGCCAGCAUCCACUGCGUGAACGGACACCCUCCGGUCAAAGUGUCGCAGGAGAGCGAGCCAUGUGACUUCCACUUUGAGUGCGAGUGCUCCUGCAGUGGCUGGGGGGACUCGUACUACACCACCUUCGAUGGCACUUCCUACUCCUUUCGGGACAACUGCACCCAUGUGCUCAUGAAGGAAAUCACCCCACGCUAUGGGAACCUCAGCAUCUACAUGAACAACUACUACUGCGGGCCCACCAGGGCCACCACGGCCUCCGCCCACUGUCCCCGUGCCCUCAGCAUCCACUACAAGUCCAUGGAGGUCAUCCUCACCACCAGCACCGGCACACGCGGGCAGGAGCAGAGCCUGAUCCUGUUCGACCAAAUCCCAGUGAGCUUGGGCUUCAGCAAGAAUGGCGUGAGUGUGUCGGUGACGGGGACGACCAUGAUGGGCAUCGACAUCCCUGCCAUUGGUGUGAACAUCACCUUCAACGGGCACAUCUUCCACAUCCAGCUGUCCUACAACCGCUUCAGCCACAACACCGAGGGCCAGUGCGGCACCUGCACCAACAGCCAGACAGACGACUGCCGCCAGCCCGACGGCACCAUGGCCCCCACCUGCCAAGACAUGGCCCACCGCUGGCUGGUCCCCGAGAGAGGCCGGGAGGCCUGCUGGGCACCUACCCGCCCGCCCCCGACGGCUGGCCCCGCGCCCUCAGCACCCAGCACGCCCGCCUCCUCCCCGUGCCCCCCCGCGCCCCUCUGCGAACUGCUACGGAGCCCGCUCUUCGCAGAGUGCCACGCCCUCAUCCCACCGGACCCGUUCGUCAGCUCCUGCGUCAGUGACGGCUGCCAGGCCGACCGCCCCGGGGCGCCCUGCGGGAGCCUGGAGGCCUACGCAGCGCUCUGCCGCGCCCGGGGCGCCUGCCCCAACUGGCGGAACGCCACCAGCGGGCUGUGCGACUUCACCUGCCCGCCCGACAAGGUGUACCAGCCCUGUGGCCCUGCACAGCCCACGUCCUGCGACUCCAGGAGCCAGAGCAGAGUGGGCAGCGGGCUGGUAGAAGGCUGCUUCUGCCCCGACGGACACACCCUCUUCAACACACACACGAAUGUCUGCGUGCGCGAGUGCGCCUGUGUGGGACCAGAUGGGUUUCCCAAAUCCCCUGGGGAGCGGUGGGUCAGCAACUGCCAGGACUGCAAGUGCCACGAGGGCUCCAUGUCAGUGCAGUGCACCCCCGUGCAGUGCGAGGUCCUGGAGCGGCCCCCGCAGUGCAGCCGGGUGGGCUUUGUGGCUGAGACCAGGCCUCUGGCCAACAACUCAUGCUGUCUGCAGACGCUGUGCGUCUGCGACACGACCACCUGCCCCCAGAGCCCACCCAAAUGUGGGCCGGGAGAGGAGCUGAUCCGCACCCAGGAGGAGGGUGAUUGCUGCCCCACCUUCAUCUGCCAACCUCAGCUGUGUUACCACAAUCACACCGCCUAUGGGAUCGGUGCAACCUUCCCAUCCGGCACUCCCUGCCACACGUGCACCUGCCUGUCCGGGGACACCCAGGGCCCAAUCGUGCAGUGUGAGGAGGACACCUGUAACACUACCUGUCGCCAGGGCUACAAGUACUGGAAGGUGGCCGGACAAUGCUGUGGGGAGUGCGUGCAGACAGCUUGUCCCACGGAGCAUGGCUGGCUGGUGCAGCCCAACGAGACCUGGGUCAACAGCCUCGUGGACAACUGCACGGAGUACCGCUGCGAGGUCAAGAACGGGCUCCACGUGCUCACUGCGAGGCCCACGCCCUGCCCGGACGUGUCCAGCUGCCAGGGCAUCCUCAGGAAAACCGGCUGCUGUUACUCCUGUGAGGAAGUGGACAAGUGCCAAGUCCGCGUCAACAGAACCAUCCUGACACACCAGGACUGUGCCACCCGGGCCCCGGUCAACCUCACGUUCUGCAGGGGCUCAUGCCCCGGAGUGUCCAAGUACUCCAUGGAGGCCCAGGCUAUGGAGCACCAGUGCACCUGCUGCCAGGACGCAGGUGUUCAUGAGGAGGUGGUGACCAUGCAGUGUCCCGACGGGACUGCCAUCCAGCACACCUACACCCACGUGGACAAGUGCAGGUGUACCUCAUCCUGCGCCCGCUCGCCCGAGGCUCCUGAGGACAGCACCCCCAUCUUCCUGACCUAGGGCCCCACCACUGUCUGUUGCCAUUCUGACCCCCUCCCGCCAGGCCCCCCACCCCAAUCUGGAGCCAGGACACACACCACCCAACCACAGAAAGCUCAGCCAGCCUGCUGCAGGAGCCCAGGCACACCCGCUGCCUGGGCCCUCGUGGGACCUGUGCCUUGGGGGUCGCCCUGGAGGGCGACGGCGCAGUGAGGACCUGCUUGAGGAGGGCUCCGGGAGGGGGCCUUGCCCUCAGAGCCCCUCCAGCACGUCUUGGCCACUUGCCUGGCCGUCGGGCCUGGUCCUCAUCUGAGACAAGUGCCUGUGCUGCCCGGACUCACCCCCUUCUUCGUGUCAGAGGGAUGCCCCAUAGCAAACUGCCCUGGAGCUGCCGUGCUGUCCCCCACUGUGGGCCUGCGUGCCCCCCACUGCUCCCCAAGCCCCAUGGAGCAGGUUCCUGCUGACCACCUCCUGCAGUGGGACGUGGGCUGGGGCCUGUCCAGUGGCCACCAGCUACCUCCGGGGAGUGGUGUCAGGCAGGGUGGCUGCCCGCCCACGUGUGAACCUAGGCCUGGGGUGACCACGGCCGCUGGGAGGUGGGCCAGGGAGGGGUCAGUGCUCCCCAGCACUCCCUCUGCCCACCCUGCCCCCAUCUUGCAAAUAAACACUGAGCAUC
This is a messenger RNA of Zalophus californianus (California sea lion), 14598 nucleotides long. RefSeq names its product mucin 5B, oligomeric mucus/gel-forming (gene MUC5B). The transcript is spliced from 50 exons. Gene Ontology annotation, cellular component: extracellular matrix. The coding region runs from base 45 to 13943 and encodes 4632 amino acids. NCBI's taxonomy places the organism in Eukaryota, Metazoa, Chordata, Mammalia, Carnivora, Otariidae. The record is from RefSeq and is a predicted model, not a curated record. Gene Ontology annotation, molecular function: protein binding.